AUGGCCGAAACUGGGCGGAUGAUUUCGCCCUCAUGCGCUUACGUGAAGGUUGGACUGUGGCUCUCUCAAGCUAAGGUUCUGGACCUGGAGGGACCAGUUGACCAGCUCAGCAUCAUCCACGUGGCAGGCACCGAAGGCACCAAAGGCACCAAAGGCAAGGCAAGAAACCAACACGGCGGACCGUUGCACUUCACUCGCGUCGUGGUUCACCUGGCUCCCCUCAGCCAGGUGCGCCAGACAGCACCCGGGCCAGGUGCUGUCUCCUCGUUCCUUCUUUCCCUCCUCCUCUCAUCUCCAUGCUCCCCACCCCCCACUGGGAUCCACGUGCGCCAUGGCGGAGAGCAUGCUGAGGAGGGCCAGCGGCCACACCGCCGGAUGGCAAUUCUGCUCGUCAUCUCUUUCUCUUGUCCCCUGCCCUCGUCCAUGCUCCCCCUCUCUCCCCAGCAGGGGUCCACGUGCGCCAUGGCGGAGAGCAUGCUGAGGGCCAGCGGCCACACCACGGGGCUCUUCACCUCGCCUCACCUCGUGGACGUCCGAGAGCGCUUCCGCCUCAAUGGGGAGAUGGUGUCAGUGGAUACUUUUCUUCUUUCCCUGCCCGUCCCUGGCCAGGACUUGGCCAAUAAGACACCGCCACCUGCCUACAUCACAGGGCUAGGAAGUGUUUCCUGGCCGGGCAGGUGCGAAAUUUUCCAUGACUGCCCAGUCGCGACUGGGCAGGAGGAUGGAGGUGCAGACGGGCAGCUGACGUUUUUUUUAGACAGUGCCCAUACAGUGGAAAGCAUGGAGGUGUGCGGAGAGUGUUUCUGCGAUGCCAAUCAGGGUGGAGGGGCAGAUGGAGGGGCAGAUGAAGGGGCAGAUGGAGGGGCAGAUGAAGGGGCAGAUGGAGGGGCGGAUAAAGGGGCAGAUGGAGGGGAGGAUGAAGGGGCUGAUGGAGGGGCGGAUGAAGGGACAUAUGGACGAAUAAAUGGUGGGCGAGGAGGCAAGGAGAGGGUGAAGGAAUGGGCACAAGGAGCAGCAAGAGUGGGAUUAGUCGCAGAUACUGCAGCAGCAACAGAAUAA
Messenger RNA from Closterium sp. NIES-65, 1059 nucleotides. Lineage: Eukaryota; Viridiplantae; Streptophyta; Zygnematophyceae; Desmidiales; Closteriaceae. The record is from the annotation of a GenBank genome assembly.